This is a messenger RNA of Cooperia oncophora, 216 nucleotides long. NCBI's taxonomy places the organism in Eukaryota, Metazoa, Nematoda, Chromadorea, Rhabditida, Trichostrongylidae. The record is from the annotation of a GenBank genome assembly.
AUGAUUUCCAAGAUUUUGCUUGCUGCUCUCUGCCUUAUCGCUGUGCUGUGCGUAGUUGAGGCACAGUGGGGAGGUUAUUAUGGUGGUUACGGUGGCGGGUACGGAAGAGGCUACGGCUAUGGAUACCGACCCUUCUACCGACGAUCGUUCUAUGGCCCAGGUUAUGGAGGCGGUUACGGAGGCUAUGGCGGCUAUGGUCGCGGUUACUAUGGAUAA